AGUUUUUAAUUUCACAGUCAGCUUUAUCACUGAGGAUCUCUAACUUUCGAAAUCGUUGUUGAAACAAAUUUAGUAUCAUUAGUCAGCAGAAUUAAAUUUAUAGACUAGAAUCUAGAUCUAGAUCUAAAUCUAUAUUGUUUAAGCCUACGCAGUUGUUUGAAAUUGAAUCAGUUGAGUCUGGAACUUAUUGAUUUAAAAAAAUGCCUAGCUUGGAUGGCAUUGACCUGGCCAGUGGAACACAAGUCCUGCUGCUGUGGGCAGGAAGUGAGAUGUCACCUCUGAUGCAGGAACUGGUCACCACAAUCUCUGAUAAAGUCAAGUCUGGUGACACAGGGAGGGUACAGCUUGAACACAGUGAAAGGCUCCUUCUGUCCGCCUACCCAAGUUCAACUUUUGAUGUUGUGAUAUCUGGUUUCAUCAACCCCUUGUGCACACGACACAGCACAGACAUACUGGGGGAACUUUGCAGGGUUCUCAAACCACAGGGCAAGCUCUACCUGCAGGAGCUUGUGGCCACACAGGGGCAAGGGGAGGGCAGCAUCAAAUCAAAGGAUAAACUGGUUUCAACACUUAAAAUCUCAGGGUUCAUCAAUGUUUCAGAGCCUCGUGAGGUUUCUUUAAAUGAUGAUGAGAAGCUGGAACUGAAGCAGGGGUCAGAGGUGAGCUCUGAGACAGCCCUGUGUAGGGUAGAUGGACAGAAGCCAGGCUAUGAAGUUGGAUCAGCUUCACAGCUGAAGUUAGCCUUUAGACCAAAGCCUGCAACACAAGUAGAUGAAAACGUGACCAAAGUUUGGUCCCUCAACUCCAAUGAUUUGUUAGAUGAUGAUGUAGAUUUGGUGAAUGAGGAUGAUUUAUUGGAUGAGAAUGACUUGAAAAAACCAGACCCGUCAUCUCUCAAAUUUGACUGUGGGGGUGGAUCAUCAACCAAGAAGAAAGCCUGCAAGAACUGCACCUGUGGCCUGGCUGAGGAACUGGAGCAAGACAAGAAACAACCUGAUACAACAACCAAAACCUCUGCCUGUGGCAAUUGUUACCUUGGAGAUGCGUUCAGGUGCGCCAGUUGUCCCUACCUGGGUAUGCCAGCGUUUAAACCAGGUGAGAAGGUGCAGUUAUCAAACCAACAGCUCAAAGCUGAUGCUUAAGUACACAGAGAACUGGAGAAUUUUGUAUAGACAUUUGAUGUUGUAUUAAAGUGGAGGCUUUUAAAUCAAAA
Messenger RNA from Physella acuta, 1213 nucleotides. RefSeq names its product anamorsin homolog. Gene Ontology annotation, molecular function: iron-sulfur cluster binding. Gene Ontology annotation, biological process: iron-sulfur cluster assembly. Lineage: Eukaryota; Metazoa; Mollusca; Gastropoda; Physidae. Gene Ontology annotation, cellular component: cytoplasm. The record is from RefSeq and is a predicted model, not a curated record.